AUGAAUCAUCUUGAAAGAUUAUUGCAUUAAUAAGGGAAGAAAGUAAAGUUGUAAGGAUAAGAAUUAGAUGAUAUUAAUAAAAGACAUUAAGAAUUAUAAACAAAAUUAACUUAAGAGGAGGAGAAAAAUAAAAUAUUGUAAUCAGAUGUAGAUAAAUUAACAUAAAUUUAAAAUGAAUUGAGAAGACAGAUUUAAUUUUUGGAAGCAUAAAGAGAUAAUUUAUUAGAAUAACUAAAAUCAUUGCAUGAAUAUAAUUUUUCAAUGUUUAAUCUAUAGUAAAAAAUAAAUCAAAUAUUUAUAGGCAUAAUCAUUAAUUCAAUAAAAUGAGAACAGUUUAAUAGUUAAAUUUAACAUAAAAUGAAUUAUAAAAAUCAUAACAGCAAAUAUUAAAAAUAUAAAGUGAAAAUGCAGAGUUGAGAAGUAAAGUUUAGGAAUUAAUGAUAAAUAAUUAAUCUUUAAAUGAAUAAAUAGAAGUGUAUCCAAAAUAAAUUGAAAAUCUUAGAUAAAAAUAUAUAUAAUUAUUGUCUGAAAGAGAUUUACAAAUAUUGUAAUUAGAUGAGAAAAUAGAAUUAUUAAAGAAAGAGAAAUAAAUAAAAGAAGAAAAAAAUUAGAAAAUAGAAUUUGAAGUAUCUGAUAUUACAGAAGAUACAGAUUCCAAUUAGCAUGGAAAUUAAUAUUAAUAAAUAAUGAUGGAUUAAGCUGAAAUAAUAAAGACUAUGAAAAUAUAGGAUGAAGAAAAACAGAAAACUAUCUUAUAUCUUAAUGAAUAAGUUACAUUAUUAUAAAUUGAAAAUUCAAAAUAAAAAUAAUAAUAUACAAGUUAAUAGAUAAUUAAACUUUAUCCUUAAGAAAUUUAAAUAUAAAUUCGUCGUAUUUAACAACUUAGAAGUUUUCUACCUUAAUUUACAACUAAGAUUGCAAUAAUAUAAAUGAAAUAAUAAGAAAUUAAUCUGUUAAGAUAAUAAAAUUAAGAUUUGGAGAUGAAAUGUUAAUAACAAUAAUAGGAAUUAACUAAAUAUUAAUAAAAAUAUUAAAAAAAAGAAAAAAAAUUUAGUGAUAUAUAAGAUUAAUUUACAAAUGUUUUAUAAGAGAAUUGGAAAUUAAAAGAGAGACUUAUAGAUAUAUUAUAAAAUGAAGAAUAAGUUGAGUAAUUUUUAUAGAAUUUGUCUAAAGAAUUGAAUUUUGAAGAAUAUCCUUUUGAAAGUUUGGAUGAAUUAUUAAAAAGUUAUAAUAAGAUAAAAAGUAAAUUGCUGAAUUAAUCAGAAUAGAAGCAUAUUAGUCUUCUUUGA
This is a messenger RNA of Paramecium sonneborni, 1289 nucleotides long. Lineage: Eukaryota; Ciliophora; Oligohymenophorea; Peniculida; Parameciidae. The record is from the annotation of a GenBank genome assembly.